Messenger RNA from Vairimorpha ceranae, 2559 nucleotides. Its product is annotated as u2 snrnp spliceosome subunit. The transcript has a single exon. Gene Ontology annotation, biological process: spliceosomal complex assembly. NCBI's taxonomy places the organism in Eukaryota, Fungi, Microsporidia, Nosematidae. The coding region runs from base 1 to 2559 and encodes 852 amino acids. Gene Ontology annotation, cellular component: U2-type prespliceosome; catalytic step 2 spliceosome; U2 snRNP. Gene Ontology annotation, molecular function: mRNA binding. The record is from RefSeq and is a predicted model, not a curated record.
AUGCCAAUUGAUGUUGACAAUAGAAAUUAUGAAAAAAAAGAAUAUUUAGAAAAAACUUUUAAAAGAUAUAAAUUAGAUGAUAAAAUUAAAUUUAACUUUUUAAUAGGAAGAGAUCUUUCUUAUGAAGAAACUUCCCUUUUAUUGCCUAAUUCUUUUACCUUCGAAAAAAAUGAACUUGAUAUUGUUGCAUUAACAGAGCUGCAAAAAUUUGGAAAUUUUAACGAGAAGGAAACGCUUUUUUUUAUUAAAAUGUUUCAAACUUCCAAUUCUGAUGAAAAAGAAAUUUUUAAAAACCUUAUGCAUAUUUUUACAGCAAAUAAUAAAAAAAGAAAAAAGGCUGUGCAUAAACUUUGUACAGCAAAAAAUUACAAUCUUGUAGUUGAAAAAAUUAUUUUUUGUUUAAUUUCACAAGAUCUUAAAUUAAUAGUAAAAGAAGAUUUAUUAUUAGUUAUUGAAACUUUAAUAGUAAAACAUAUUUCUAGCUUUUUGUAUUGGCCUGAAAUAAUUUGCCUUUUGGUUAAAUUUAUUAAUGAAGAUAAUCUUAUUAACAAAUCUAUUGAUAUAUUGUUAUUUUAUAUUGAAAAUGAAAGUGAAAAUAUUAUUAAUUUUAUAAAUCAAGAAAUUGAGACUGAUAAUUCUAUUUUACAAGAUAUUUUAAGUAAAUUAAUAGCCUUGCUUGUUAUAAAUAAUGGAUACAAUACGACAUUAAUGAGAUUUAUAAACAUUGAAAUAGAGCUUAAAGUCAAUAAUCAAUUAUUAAUUUUUUUACGAUCUCAUUAUUUUAUGUUUACAUUAAUGGGUGGUGAAAUUACAGAUUUUAAAAAAGAAAUGUAUACCUUUUUGCAUAAACUUUCUAAAUUUAAAAAUAAAAGAGUUCUAAAAGAGCUUGCAAAUAUUAUUUCACAUUUACACAUUCAAAAGUUAAUAGAUGAUGCAGACCUAUGGUUUGAUAAAUUUUAUACAACGGUAUUGGAUUUUUGUACUACAAAUAACAGAGAUUUUAGUACUCUCAUGAUACCUAGUGCAUUACAAGAAAAAAGAUUUUUGAUCCAUUUAAUUCGCACCUGUGCAAUUUUAUCAACAAGCAAUCAAAAUAAUUCUGUUAAAGUUUUUAAAAUUAUCAAAAACUGGCCUGAUUUUGACAUAAACAAUAUUAAAAUAUUCUACAGAAUUCAAAAUAAUUUAGAUUAUAAAAGUAAUAUAGAUUAUAUUUUAUCUAAUUUGAUAAAUAUGUUAGAUGUUAAAUAUAAAGAAUAUGAGCAUAUUGUAUCACAAAUUUUCAUUAAUAUGUUACCAAAUAAAACUAUAGAAGAACAUCUAAUUACACAUAUGUGUGAUAAAGAAAGUAUUUUAAAAAUAUUUAGUCAAACACAACUACUUGCACCAGAAAAUUAUAUACAAUUUAGAGAAAGUGUCUUUAUUUUGCUGAAAUCAAAUUCUACAUCAUGUUUGAAAAAUAUUUUGCAUUUUUGUGAGAUUGGAAAGUUUAACAAAGAAGAUUUUAAUAGACUUUUUGAACUAGGAAAGCAGAAAAUUGAUGGUGUAGAAGAUAAAAUAAAGAUUUAUGGUUAUAAGAUUUUAAACGCAACAAUUCAUUGUAUAGAAGAUACAGACGUAAAAAAUUUGGGAAAAGUACUUUACGAAAAAUUAGAUAAAACAAACCUUCCGUUGUUAAGUAAACAACUUGAAACUUUAGCUAAAAUUUACGAAAAAGCCCCUUUUUCAAAUUGUUCUGAUUUAGUACUCGAACUUGCUCCACUUUUGAAAUAUAAAAAUGAAAAAGUUAAAGAAAAAAUUGUUUUUUUCUUACUUACAAUAUUAAAUUGUACAAAAGUCAAUAAUAUUAAAAAAAUAGAGUUUAUGCGUAUAACUUAUGACGUAAUGGAUUACCUUUCAUUUUGGUAUAUUAAAAGGAAACAAAUAGGUGUGGAUUUAUUAAUAAAACUUUCUGAUAUUAUACCUCCUCAGGAAAUUGUAAAUAUUUUUUUAGAAUUUCUAGAAUGCAAUGAUAAAAAUGUCAAAACAGGCCUUAUUUCAGGAAUAUCACAACUUUCUAAUCAUUGCGGAAUUUAUAAUAUACUGCCUGUUUUACUUGUUGAUUAUUCUUAUUUAGAAGAUAAAUCUAAAUUAAUUAUUGUACAAAUACUUAGUAAAUGUAAAAUAGAUACUAAAUAUAUUUCUUAUCUUAGUUAUUUGAUAGAAGAUUGUAUUAUUAAUAAUGAUGCAAAUUUUAGAUUAGCAGGUAUUAAUUUAUGCACACAAUUAUUAAUUAAAAAUGAAAAGCAUAAUUUAGAUGUAGAAAUUUUUACGCAUUUUUUAAAUUUAAUAUGGUUUAAUAUUCUAGAAAAAAAUAUUGAAAUAAAAAAAGUAUUUGAGAAAUUUAUACAAGAAUUUACAAAAACAAUAGGCGGACAAUUUUUUAUAAAAUAUCUGAUACAGGGUCUUUACCAUCCCUCAAAAAAAGUACAAAAGAGAUACAUGGAAAUUUUUAAUAUUGUAAAAAACAAUGAUGAUUUUGUAAAUGAAUAUCUUUUGGUUAUAGAUAAAGAACUACAAUGA